Xyrauchen texanus (razorback sucker) is the source of this 2830-nucleotide messenger RNA. It is a transcript of the gene fam3c, whose product is annotated as FAM3 metabolism regulating signaling molecule C. The record is from RefSeq and is a predicted model, not a curated record. The coding region runs from base 630 to 1373 and encodes 247 amino acids. NCBI's taxonomy places the organism in Eukaryota, Metazoa, Chordata, Actinopteri, Cypriniformes, Catostomidae. The transcript has 11 exons.
CCGGAUGUGCAGGCACCGUGAUCGCUCCUGUCUCCGUGGCAUCAGACCUGAAUAACUUUCUUCUGUGGAGCACAAAAGGAGAUGUUGGGCAGUAUGUUAAGGGGGUCGCACAGCAGAUGUGUCUGGUGGACGACAUGGUCGUUCUAAAAUUGGAAACAACUGUUUUCAAUGAAGGUACGCACACUGCCACCGCCACUCACCCAGCUACGACUCCGGAGGCUGCUCAAAUUUCUGCCGCACCACGUAGUUAACUCGUAUAUUUUCCAUUAAAUUCAACCCAAAUCAUAAUCAAAGGACAUAGAUUAUUUACUCUAGCCUUGUUCAUUCUUUAAGAAGGGAAAAACCAUGGUGACUUGUGUGUGUACUGUCUGCAACCUGAACUGAAUCGACGUGCCCCGUGUUUGAUACCUGUGCCGUUUCCUAGCCGCGAUGUGCCGCUCCUCGUCCGGUGUUCAACCGCAUUUAGCCUCAUUCACCAUUCACUUCCAUGGUAUCUUUUGUCCAUACUAUGAAAAUGAAUGGUUACUGAAGCUAACACCUUUUGUGUUCCACGGAAGUUGUACAGGUUUGGAACAACAUGAUAGUGUCUGGAUUUCAGUGUGUUGAUCAGUGCUGCCUGAAGCACCAGGAUGAUAAGACCAGGAGGUCUGUUCUGUUUCUUUCAGCUCUUCCAAUGGUGUAUAAUGUCCAUAUUACAUGUUACCGGACUUUUGAAACUGGCAGGGCUGGUUUUUUUCCUGUUUUUGGCCGUGUUCCUUGCCUUUGAGCUUCUAGAAAAUAAAAUCAAUUUUAAUUUGGGGAAAGUGUUUGCACGAUCUGCACAUGCAGAGCCAGCCAUUACUAGACCUCCACGCCACCAAUGCAGCCUCUCUAAAUCCUGUCCCGAGAACCAUUUUGCCUUUAAGAUCACCAGUGGAGCAGCCAGCGUGGUCGGCCCGAAAAUGUGCCUUCAGGACAAUGUAUUAAUGAGUGGACUGAAGAACAAUGUUGGACGGGGUAUAAACAUCGCUUUAGUCAACGGGAAGACUGGCGAGCUCACCAAGACCGAUUCAUUUGACAUGUGGGCUGGAGACGUGAACCUGCUUAUCAAGUUUUUGAAUGAUAUAGAAGAUGGAAGCAUUGUCAUGAUGGCCACCUUUGAUGAUCCUUCAUCAAAGUUGAAUGAUGAGGCUAGAAAGCUGAUAGCGGAUUUGGGCAGCACAAGCAUCAGUGUUCUGGGCUUCAGAGAUAACUGGAUAUUUGUCGGAGGCAAAGGAAUCAAAACAAAGAGCCCCUUUGAGCAGCACAUCAAGAACAACGCAGAGACAAACAAAUAUGAAGGCUGGCCAGAGGUUCUGGAGAUGGAAGGAUGCAUUCCCAAGAGACCCGAGUGAAACCAACUUAUCUUAUUUUGAAAUAAUUGUUUCUUUUUCAUGUACAGCUUUUAUCAGUGUCCCGAAUCAACGUAAGAUAGAAAUGUGCAAGAUUGUAGUAUGCAAAUUCUGACUUUUGCAAGGGAAUGCUACUUGAUUGACUCAUGACAUUGACAAUUAUGCAAUUUAAUUAUUCAUUAAGAGUAAUUAUACAUUUUUAAAUUUGAAGGCGAUAUUUCCAUAUUCCUUUUUACAUGUGAACUCAUUGAAUUCUAUCUGAUAGAACUCCGGAGCAUUUGCCUUUAACUUACUUUAGUUGUUGUCAAAGGUCCAUAAACCGCAAUAACUUCAGCCAUUUUUGAGUAUACCGAGUCAUAACUAAAGAAGAGGGAAUUAAUCAGUAGUUUUCUUUUCUUUUAUAUUUCCUCCAAAAAGAAUAAAGUAAGAGGGUAUUCUCUCAUUUUUAAUCUUGCUCAUGCAGUGUGAAACUUAGUGUAUGUAGUAACAAAUAAGAGUUAAAUAUAACUUACAUUUAUUAAUUUGGCAGAUGCUCUUAUACAGAGUGACUUACAAGUAAAUGUAUUAUCAGGAUGCAUUCGCUGGGAAUCGAUCUCAUGACACUUUUAUUGUUAGCAUCAUGGUCCACCAGUUGAGCUACGGAAACACUCAAAGACUGAAGGCCGUUUACACCAACAUAAAUUGUUUGACUUCUUAGCAGUACUUUAUUUAUUUCUUGUUUUUUGUGUUGUGUUAUUUGUCUACUGGGAAGGGGAAAUUGUUGACUUUAUGAAUGCUAUACUCCAAGGGCACUCAUGACAAAUCAUUUUAAAUCCUUGCCAUGAAUCUGCCCAUCUCACUUUUUAUAUCUAGUGUUCAUUUGCAAUGGUUCUUUAUCUUGUUCUGUAAAACUACUGCCUCUUGUUUCUGGUGACUUUAUUGUUUUCUGUAAUAUUUUGUGAAUAUUGUUAUGUUCGGGGAGCUGUUGCAAUCAAACAUUUUUACAUUAGUUGUAUUACUAUUUUGCUAUUGACAUUGAGCUUGUUUCUGUAUAGAUUGUAUGCAUUGAAAAGGACUUGGGUUAUUGUUGAGCAGCUGUUACAUGCAGUUAGUGCAUAUCAAGCAAUAACAAUAUAACCACUUGGGUUUUCCCCAUAUCACAAUGUUCUAUUAUGCAGUUCAAUAGAUCCUGCUUUCAACCAUAUAAAUAUCCCAGUUAACGAGUAACAGAAUGUAAAGUUGUUAAUUGAGACCCUUUAUUUAACUAUGUGCCUCUUUUUUAACCAGUUUUAUGGAACUAAAGUCUGGAUUUUGCACAUCAUGGCCUUAAUGUAUUGCGCUCUAAUCUAAGGAUUUAUAUUGUCUAAAUGAAAUCAUUAAAUGUAAGUAAAUCUUUUAUUUUGUGAUGGUGGAAUUGUCUCAGUUUUGAAUGGGUCAAAGAAUUUGUAAGGUCUUUUCUUAUUAAAAUGACGUUGAGCGAA